Molecule: messenger RNA, 966 nt
Organism: Spodoptera littoralis (African cotton leafworm)
Lineage: Eukaryota; Metazoa; Arthropoda; Insecta; Lepidoptera; Noctuidae
Source: the annotation of a GenBank genome assembly
AUGAGGCCGCAACAGAAUGGUGGAGAUGAUGGCUUUGAUGAGCCCGAGGUGCACCGUAAAAUAUUCAUCGGUGGCUUGAACUAUAGAACCACUGAUGAGUCACUUAAGUCUCAUUUUGAAAAAUGGGGUGAAAUUGUUGAUGUCGUCGUUAUGAAAGAUCCUAAAACGAAGAGGUCGCGCGGCUUUGGUUUUAUCACCUAUUCCAAAGCGCACAUGGUUGAUGAUGCGCAAAACAACAGACCGCAUCGCAUUGAUGGCCGUGUUGUGGAAACCAAGCGUGCUGUAGCCCGACAAGACAUCAAAAACCCUGAGGCCGGUGCCACUGUGAAGAAACUGUUUAUUGGUGGUAUUAAAGAUGAUCAUGAUGAUGAACAACUUAGGGAGUACUUUUCCAGCUAUGGAAAUGUCCAGAAUGUCAGCAUUGUAACUGACAAGAGUACGGGAAAGAAACGUGGUUUUGGAUUUGUGGAAUUUGAUGAUUAUGAUCCUGUUGAUAAAGUCUGCUUAAAUGGUCCACACAAAAUAAAUGGCAAACAACUGGAUGUCAAGAAAGCUCUGCCAAAAGAUGGUGCCGACCAACGUGGUGGUGGUAGACAGGGACCAGGUGGUCGUAAUGAUAACUGGGGCAAUGGAGGAGGUUAUGGUGGUGGCAACCAAGGAGGAUGGAACAAUUCUAAUCCUUGGGAUAACAACCAAGGAGUUGGUUGGGGUGGCAACCAAGGUGGUGGUGGUGGCGGCGGCUACGGAGGCGGUGGCAAUGGCCGCGGGGGUUGGGGCAACCAAGAUUUUGGCAACUACAGCCAACAGACAUACAGUGGUGGACCCACUAGGAACCAACAAUAUGGUGGCAACAACCGUGCCGCUCCCUACAACAUGAACCAGGGUGGUGGUGGCGGCGGUGGCGGCUAUGGCAGCGGCGGCGGUGGCAACUACGGAGGAGGCCAGGGCCGAGGAGGUCGUUUCUAA